Messenger RNA from Pocillopora verrucosa, 2095 nucleotides. RefSeq names its product methylosome protein WDR77-like. Lineage: Eukaryota; Metazoa; Cnidaria; Anthozoa; Scleractinia; Pocilloporidae. Gene Ontology annotation, molecular function: protein binding. Gene Ontology annotation, cellular component: methylosome. The record is from RefSeq and is a predicted model, not a curated record.
CCGAACAAAAUUCCAAAAUGGAGGUUCUCCCUGCAGAGCUUCAUCCACAUGUUGAUGCCAUUGAUAUUGAAGAAGACGGUACAUUAGCCGUAGCAUCCUCAGCAUUAACCGGCCGAACGUGGAACGGAUCUUUGUGGUUGUUUAAAGAUCGUGCUAAAGCACCGGAUGUCCAUUACUGCAGUGCUGGAUGUGCUACAGAAUCAGGGACGACAGACAUUAAGUGGAUCGACUCUAGAAGACUUGUCCUUGGAUCUGAUACAGGCACUGUGGACAUCUGGUGUCUGAGUGGAAGCUUUCAAAGUUUAGAAAAUAUGGCGUCGUUGUCAGAUCAUGACAAUACAGUUUCUUCCGUCAGUGUAGAUUGUGUAAAGAGUAAAAUUGUCAGCGGUAGCUGGGAUCGAAGCAUCAAAGUGUGGGAUUUAGAGCAGGAAAAAUGUAUAAAGUCUUACAAAGGUCACAGGGACAUGGUGUGGAGUGUUGUGUAUAGUAGAACUGAGCAGGAUGUUUUUGUUUCAGCCUCACAGGAUGGGAGAGUUAUCCUAUGGGACACCAGAACACCAAACUGUGUGUCCAGGUUGUCAGAUUCCUCUCAGUAUAACAGCAUUCCACGUUGUGCAGACUGGAGUCCAUUAGACCAUCACUUACUUGCUCUUGGUUAUGAAGACGGUAGUGUGUGCCUCUGUAACAUCCAAAACCCUAAACAACCAGUCCUAACUUUUUGCCCUCACGAAAGAGCUGUCAACAGAUUGGCUUUCUCACCAAGAAGUCCUGAAUGGCUUGCUUCAGUAUCAGAUGACAUGUGGGUACAUGUGCAAGAUUGUCUCAAUGACACAGAAGUUCUCAGAAGUGAUGAACAUACGGAGGUUGUGCGGGGCCUGGCUUGGAGUCCCGUGGACGACACCUUAUAUACCAGCGGUUGGGGCCAGCAGAUAUUCAGUCAUGCGUUUGACUGUGGGGAGCCUUCAGACCUUAAUGUGGAAGCCAGCAUAUCUCAAGCUACUUCUGUGUGUAUGGAUAUGGAUUCUGUCAAUCAAACGCACUUUAAUGGAGAUCUCAAUGGAAUGUCUCUGGAUGACGAGAAUGGUGAAGAAACGAUGGAAGUUGAAGGGCACGGAGCCACACAAAAGACUGUGUCUUCUAACGUAGGAACGGAUAGCUCGGUUGGGACUGUUAGCUAGCACCCUGUUAACUGUAAAUAGAGAUAUAACUUAACAAUUUUGUUUAUGAAACAAAGGUGUAUACCUCUCAAACCGUAAGAUAGGAGCCUUGUUUUGGAGUUAUUUCACCUUUGACAGCAACAGGUCAUUAGUGGAAUUUGCAAUCUUAAUUUUGAGGAUGAAGUAAUUUCACUGAAAAAUUCAAGAUUAUUGAGUGUUGGCUUAGUAGGUACUAUAACAGUAUUGUUUCCAGUGUGGUGUUUAUAUCGUUAAUGACCUGUGUGGCAUGUGUUUGGAUAACCUUGCACGGGAAGAAAAGAGUGUUGUCGAAGUAACCUCGUAGUAUUCACAGGGGUCAUUAAGAAUAAGUUCAAUGACAAAGGAAGUUGAUGGGGAUGUAAAUUAGAUACGUUCAAACAAGGUGUUUUUUAAAAAAGCCGGUUAGACCACCGCCUAUGAGACCUCUUACAGCCGUCUGUUCAGCACGGCCUCAGACUUCCUGAGGAGAAGGGGUCUUACAGGCACAGCCACCUACCAUUGACAGGCGCGCACGGAACAAGUUAUUGAAACCCCUGCGUGUAAACUUCCUCAAGUGCGAAAAAAGUGAAUUACCGAGCCAUGGUUGGUUUUAGUUUUGUCAUCUGAUUGGUUUAAAGGAUGAUGCAAGCUCUCUGGACCAAUCACAGAUCGAAUUUCAGGAAAAAUCAAUGCGCUUCUGAUUACUUUUCGGGAAUUGCCCAAGUUGUUGUUAAGCAAGGUAGACAAAGAGAUACGAUCAGCACCCUCUGGUAACCUGGUCAUCUGUUAAAAGGAACGUGAGCGGGUGGAAGGGGAGGCAGCAGUGAAUAGCGAGCAUUAAUCUCCAUCUGAUAAAUAAAGAUUGCUAUUCGUCACAUGACUAUGUUUUUAGUUCAUUUACUAUUUCCUGGAAUUUUAGC